Molecule: messenger RNA, 873 nt
Organism: Fonsecaea erecta
Lineage: Eukaryota; Fungi; Ascomycota; Eurotiomycetes; Chaetothyriales; Herpotrichiellaceae
Exons: 4
Coding region: 1-873 (290 amino acids)
Cellular component (GO): cytoplasm
Molecular function (GO): aldehyde-lyase activity
Source: RefSeq, a predicted model, not a curated record
AUGGCGACCAUCAUGAAGAAUGCAAACACACUGCGCACGGCCCUCCACACCGGCUCCGGCCUCUCGUUCGGCGCGUGGCAGAUGCUCCCCGGCACGCACCUGUCGCGGACCAUCGCCCGCGCGGGCUUUGAUUGGAUCUGCAUUGACUGCGAGCAUGGCAACAUUGCAGACAACGAGAUGCACGAGUCCGUACACGCGGUCGCCUCGUGCAACGUGAGCCCCAUCGUGCGCAUCCCCGCCAACGAAGGAUGGAUGGUCAAGCGGGCGCUGGACGCUGGUGCUCACGGCAUCAUCGUGCCGCUCCUGUACAGUGCCGACGAUGCCAGGCGACUGGUGCAAACGGCCAAAUUUCCCCCCUACGGCAAGCGUGGCUUCGGCAGCCCCUUUUCCAUGGGCGCCUUUGACGGCAAAGGCGAGCUGUCGGGCUUCGACUACAUGAACAACGCCAAUGAGAAUCUCUUGACCAUUGUGCAGAUCGAGACCAAGGAGGCCUUGGACUGUGUCGAGGAAAUCGCCAAGGUGGAUGGCAUCGAUGUGCUGUUCAUCGGACCCUGGGAUUUAGGCAACAACAUCGGCUACCCCGUCAAAGGUGACUUUAGCCCCGAGCUGAAGGAGGCCAUUGCGAGGAUAUUGAAGGCCGCACAAGACGCCGGGAAGAAGUCAGGCAUAUACUGCCCGUCGGGUGAGGUGGCACGACAAUAUGCCGACAUGGGAUUCCAGAUGAUCUCUGUCGUCAACGAUAUGACGGCGGUCCCGGUCUUCAUGGCAGAGUCCUUAUCCAAGGCCAAGGGGUCCUACGGCCAUGCCGCCGCCCAGGCAGUGAAAGGCGCCGCGUACGGGGCGGUGAACCUGGUGACGCAAGACAAGAAGUGA